Molecule: messenger RNA, 342 nt
Organism: Pieris macdunnoughi
Lineage: Eukaryota; Metazoa; Arthropoda; Insecta; Lepidoptera; Pieridae
Source: the annotation of a GenBank genome assembly
AUGGAUAGAAAUUCAAAAUUUGAAAAAUGCCACUCCUGGUACAAAGUAGACAUCGAUGGUGACUUCAUAACAAAAUAUCAAGCCGUUCCAAUAAAGAAAAUGAGGUUAAAACAGAAGUAUCACAAACCCAUUAUCAUAUCCGAAAAACCUGAAAAAUUAGUGUAUCCUCACGGAAUAAUAACAAAUUUAUCGUCCAAUUUCUGCUAUAUUCUCGCAAUCUUACUAUUUAUCUACUGUAGUUUGGCUCUUUUUAUUCCCCAAAGAAGGAUAGCGAUUCCAGGAGACUUCCCCAUCGGAGACGAUUUGUUUAAUGGAAGUAAUGAUUCCUUGGAAUGGACCUGA